This is a messenger RNA of Sphenostylis stenocarpa, 882 nucleotides long. NCBI's taxonomy places the organism in Eukaryota, Viridiplantae, Streptophyta, Magnoliopsida, Fabales, Fabaceae. The record is from the annotation of a GenBank genome assembly.
AUGGCAUUUGGACUCAGGACAAAGAGCUUUGGGUUCAUAGAAGGAGAGGCUCAGUUUGUGGAUGCAUUCCAACUGUGGAACAAGAUUGAUGGCUCGGAUCAAUGGGAGAAAGGCACUUACUAUGCCCUUUGUGCAGCUUAUACGUUGGUCUCCUUCAUUGCCCUGGUACAACUGGUGCGAAUUCAAAUGAGGGUACCUGAAUAUGGGUGGACGACGCAGAAGGUUUUCCACUUGAUGAACAUUGUUGUGAAUGGAGUGAGGGCUGUCCUUUUCGGUUUAUACAAAAAUGUUUUUGCAAUUAGACCAAAGGCACUAGAGCAGGUGAUAAUGGAGCUUCCUGGUCUUCUGUUUUUUUCCACUUAUACACUGCUUGUCUUGUUCUGGGCUGAGAUAUAUCACCAGGCAAGAAGUGAACCGGCACAGAAACUUAGGCCUGCUUAUUUUAUUAUCAAUGGUUUUAUUUACUUGAUACAGAUCUGCCUCUGGAUUUACAUGAGUGCAAGCAAAACUGCCACCGGUUUGGAAGCUGCAAAACUCUUCCUUUCAGUUAUAUCAUUCUUUGCUGCUCUUGGAUUUUUGGUGUAUGGUGGAAGGUUGUUUUUCUUGUUGAGGCGCUUCCCCAUUGAAUCCAGAGGCCGUCAAAAGAAACUUUACGAGGUGGGGGCUGUUACAAGUAUUUGUUGCACUUGUUUCCUGAUAAGAUGUGCUAUGCUUGCAUUUUCUGCUUUUGAUUCGGAUUCAGAUCUUGAUGUCUUGGACCAUGCCAUUCUUAACCUAGUGUACUAUUUGAUGGUAGAGAUUGCUCCGUCAGCGUUGGUGCUCUUCAUACUGCGAAAGCUGCCCCCAAGACGAGUUUCUGAUCAGUACCACCCCAUUAGAUGA